GCCAUGCCGAAGGCCCGCCGCCCAUGCACGGUCUGUGCCAAGUGUGGUGGAUGGGUUUACGACUGGAAGCUCCAGCGCUCGGAUGGUUGGUGCGACCGUUGCAACGAUGUCAUUGAUUCGCCGAAGUGGCAGACGUGCGGGGACCAGGAGGCCCGCGGCGUGCAGCCGCCUUGGUGGUCAAACCGGCCGAGGCUCACCCCCGAGCAGGAGUUGGACACCAUCAUCAAGAAGUUCGAGGAGAAGAAGGGCAGCUACAAGGUGGAUGUGGACCUGCAGGCGCUCCGUGACUUCAGGGGCAAUGUGGUCGAAACGAUCCCGAAGAAGCGAAAGCGGGAACUUCCACAGUCCCUGGCGCUCAAGCAGGCUGUCAACCGUAAGGAGCAGGCGCAGAAGGUGCAGGACGAGGCAGCCGCCAAGAUGGCCGAGGCGGAGGCGGAGCAUCAGCGCGUGCUCGACGAGUAUUCUGCGCAGUCCAAGGCGGUGCCCCCGCAGGAGGCCCCGACCAUGCAGGGUUGGAAGGCUCCUGAGGUUGACGAAUCGCUCUUCGAGGAGUUGGGCGGCUACGACGCGCAGGAUCGAGCGAAGCUGCUCAAGUUUAAGGGGGACAUGCAGGCACUGGCGGCGCUGGUCAGCAGCGCGCACGCCCAGUGCAAAGAUUUCGAUGAGCUGGCGGAGCAGGCGAAGGCGGUGCAGCAGGCCCACAAGGAGAUGCGCAGGAAGGUCGGCGACGAGGGGGCCAUUGCCUUCGCCGUCUCUGGUGGGCCCGUCCCUCAGGAGGUGGAGGAGACCCAGAGCGACGACCAGAGCGCGGUGGUGCCGAAGCGUGAGAAGGCCGUGGACGAGAAGAAGCAGAAGGCAGCGGUGGAGCGCAUCAAGGAGCAGUCCAAGGCCAGGCUGCGCGAGGCGCGAGGCACUGCCCCCUCGUCAGCGGCAGCGUCCAGCGGCGCAGCGGCCCCGAGCAAGGGCGACGAGAAGGCCCACAAGUACCUCGACGAGACAGGCAACACUAUGGAUAUAUUCAUGAUGUGCGAGACGCACGCCAUCAAGCAGGAGAUCCCGCAGGCGAAGUCCACGAUGGCCCUGGAUGGACGGCGGCUACUGGCGACACCUGCGACACCUACACGUAAGUCUGGCACAGGGGCCUCGGGCGGAGAGCUCAUUGCAAUCAGGUCUCAUAUCGCGGCGACUGGCUACGACGAGGUCCGCGCGAAGGUCCAGGGGCAGGGGAUGGCUUUGGUUGGUGGAGUCAGUUUAAAGAAGAUCUGCGCGCUGGCGGCGUUCGCGCAGUCGAUCGCGGACCCGUGGGUCAUCAUGGCGGACUGGAGCGCCCCGUGCCAGGCUGACUUUCUGGACAAGAUUGGGGCCGUCUCGUUGUGCCCUGAUGUCACUCUAACCUGUGACAAGGGCAAGGGCAGCCUCAUUGAUUGCGGCAUCGCCAGGAAGACGGAGUUGCAGGCGCAGAGGGCGGCGAAGCUUGAGGCCCAUCUGCAGGAGGCGUUGGAGGAGCUGGAGGCGGCCACGGACACGGAGGGCCAGGUGAUGCCGUACAUGAUCCCGCUCGACGUUUGGCAGCGUGCGCAGGAUAGUAUACAGCAGAAGGAUAUGGACCACCAGAUGUCGGGGGAGAUGCAGUGUGUGCGUGACGACCUCACCUACGGCUCGGAGGACGCGCAGCACCAGCGCACAGGGCGCGCAGCUGGCAUGGGCAGCCGCACCGUCAAGACUAAGGCCACCCCGGGCCGCGCGCGCAUGAAGUAUGCGCCUGCGGAGCACUGGGGUGUUUGCACGACACUGCUCAGCCGUUACCUUGCGCUCAGGCUACACCAUAGUGACUUUCGACAGCAACGUUCGCGCGUGAAGGAGCUGCAGGCGCAGGUGCACAGCAUGGGGACCAUGGACCAGGAGGCUGUCUUCGGCAAGAAGGUGCAGCAGGAGGAGCGCAGCCCGGUCGACGAGCAGGUGGGGCGGCUAGGCAGUCUCACCACGGAUGAGUUGAAGAGAGUGUUGGCUAGGUUCGAGCGCUUCCAGGCGGCGGCGCAGGCCCGCGGCUUUACUGCGGAGAGACAGGGCUUCACUAAGUGGGCGAAGGGGAUGUCGGCGAGCAAGCCUGGCGCCCUCCACCGUCGCGUCAAGGAGAAGCUCGCCCCAGUUUAUGAGCUGGCCCUCAACGCGGAGCAGCAGGUUGCGGACCCCGACACGGUCAUGGAGCACGAGGCGAGGUUCUGGGAGCAUAUCUGGAAGGAUCCCGUGGGCACGCGUGCGCAGAUCACGGAGUUUCUAGUGGAGCUGGCUGAGCAGGCCAAGGAGGAUGAGUUGGAGCCGGUCACGAUAGAUCAGGUGGACGCGGUCAUCAACAGGUCGAGCGACGCGAAG
Prorocentrum cordatum is the source of this 2373-nucleotide messenger RNA. NCBI's taxonomy places the organism in Eukaryota, Dinophyceae, Prorocentrales, Prorocentraceae. The record is from the annotation of a GenBank genome assembly.